Messenger RNA from Rhinichthys klamathensis goyatoka, 2886 nucleotides. RefSeq lists its product as uncharacterized. Bases 506 to 2731 code for a protein of 741 amino acids. The record is from RefSeq and is a predicted model, not a curated record. The transcript has 7 exons. Lineage: Eukaryota; Metazoa; Chordata; Actinopteri; Cypriniformes; Leuciscidae.
AAAUAUUAUGAUUUCAACCAUGACGUCCGAAUGCUGCACGCUUCUAAAAUACUGCGCGCCUGUAGCGCCCAAAAAUGCACAACGCGCCUGUCCAAAAUGCCGUCUAUUUAGGCAGCUCACUAGGAUUUGACACACAGCCGGUAAACUUUAGAGAAGUGUUGACAGAAAUGAUGUGUGGUUGGACAUGACAGCCAGGCUCAAUGACUCUUAUGUUUUUCUCACCACAAACCGACUCCGUGCGAGUGUUUGUGCUUGUGCGUUGGCUGGUGUUAAUGCAGCUUCACACUGCGCGUCUUCCUCAUUUAAACGCCGGACAUAUGAGCAUCACGAACUGAACAAAUGCGAGCUCCGUCAGUCAGUCACCAACUUCCUUUAAAAGACUUAACUUACAAAAAGGACAUGUGCUUGUAAUGGUCUGAAUGUUGUGAAGAAUUCGCAAUCAGAUCGAACUUCGAAGGAGCUUCAUAGAUCUGUCAGCACUUCAUAUUUUUUCAUUUAAUCGGCUAUGGAUGCGCCUGAAACCUCGGUGAACCGCAUUGGUCGCACUAUUUGGACUGUUUGGGGUUAUCUGUCAGGGGCUGUGGCAAGAUAUCUGAGACCGGAAGUCACAGAUGAAGGAAACCAACAUGUUUGUUCCAGAUCAGAUCAGAUUGACUUGACUGCAGCAAACAAGAUUAACAGAGAAGUAAAGGCAAAUAGUAGUGAGAAGGAAGAGAAUAAAUCUAAUCAUAAUGACAAAAGCACAGGGGAGGUCAAGUGUUCCCUGCCUGAAGUCAAAGUGCAAGUGGCCUCGGUACAGUGGGAAAAAACUGAUGUGGUCAAAGACGACAAGAAUGAUGAACCUAAUGUUGACACCGCAAGAAAACAAGCUUACAGUUGUGCAAUGUGGUCAGCUGAGACCGAUCAUGAAGAGAGCAUUUCAGGUGAUUCAGAAAGCCGAGGAUGCAAGAGUGGCACGCAUGUUGAGAAAGAAGCAGUUUCAUCCGAUGAGGGUCAGGCUGAAAGAGUGUAUGCAAACAGUAAGGACAGUGAAAUUGUUCAGGAGUUGGAUGAAACUGGGCGGAUUGAACAAAAGGAUGGUAACAAUGAAGAAUAUGACCAGAAAUAUGAGGAUGAAAACUGUUCAAAGAAGAGAGAAGAUCCAGAUAACUCGGAUGUAACUGCCCAAUCUGAGCUUUAUAGACAAGAUGUAGAACAGGAAAAGCAGAUCAUGAUGGACCAUGGAGAGACUGAAUGCAUUGGAGGUUUUGAACAUGCAGGUUUUAUUGAUGAAAUGGAGAAAAAAACUGUUGGCCUGAAGGAACGGGUGGAAACUGAGAUUGAUGAAGACCAAGGACCUGAAUUACAAGUGCCAGCUGAUGCAUUUGUCCUUGCAGUGCAAGAUUUGCUACCAGAGUUGGACUAUUCUGCAGAGGAAGCUGAUGGCCUUUCAAAUCCUGAAAGGCUUAAAGUAUUGGAAAAAUAUUAUGAUGAAAUUGCAGAAUUCUGUAAAAAUGAGGUUGAGGAGAUGAUUCCAGAAAAUAGGGGUGCAACCGAGAGUGAACAAGACACGAUUAAAUCUGACAGUUCAUGUGACACAGAAAGCGACACACAUGUUGAGAAUGAAGAAGUUUCAUCCAAUGAGGGUCAGACUGAAAGAGGACAUGCAGACAGUGAAUGUAAGGAGAGUGAAACGCCACUAGAGUUGGAUAAAACUGGGCAGACUGAACAAAAAGAUGAUAUUGAUGAAGAAUGUGAUCAGAAUCAUGAGGAUGAAAAGUGUGAAAUGAAGAGCGAAGAUCCAGACAACGCAGAAGUAACUGUCCAAUCUGAGCUUUAUGGACUAGAUGUAGAACAGGAAAAGCAGAUGAACAUGAUGGACCAUGGAGAGACAGAAAGCACUGGAGGUUUUAGACAUGCAGGUGAACAUCUUAUUGAUGAAAAGGAGAAAAAUAUUGUUGACCAGAAUGAUCACGAGAAAACUGAGAUUGAUGAAGACCAAGGACCUGAAUUACAAGUGCCAGCUGAUGCAUUUGUCCUUGAAGAAGGAGGGAAGUUAUUAGGUGAGACAAUGGAGGUGGAAAACGCAAGUCGUGGAGCUGUUAAACAUAUUGAGCCACAAAGUUCACCAGAGUGUGAAACAAAUGAAGCUGAUGGACGUCAUGACCAGAUACAGAACGCCAUUGCUGGGGAAACAGAGUCGAGCGGUCAUGAAGACUUCAUGGAAAUCAGCAGACCUGGGAUGAAAAGAGGAUUUGAUAGAGUGAACAAAGACAUUCCAGUGGUGAAGAUAGAAGGACAAUUUGAUUUGGAUCUACAGGCAUUUGAGGACUCAUCUUUGGACUUUAGCGUUCAGAAGUCUCGAAUCGCUGUGAAGAAUCCCCUAGUUCGGCCACCCAAAGACCCCAGAAAGCUCCUUUACAAGAUCUCGCUCGAGCCGCGUCUCCCACAGCCUCCAGCAUGUGAAGUCUCUGCUCCAAGUAAAGGGGGGAUCGGAUUUAAACUCCCAGGCCUGGGCGCAGGGAUGCCGGCUCUGAGAAAAACUGAAUUUGGGAAGAAAGCGAGAGAAGAAGGAGAAUCAGAGCGCACACUACGUCCACAGCUAAAGUCAGUUGCAGUAACAGAGGAUUCUGUCAAACAAGAGCCGGCGUCAGCUAAACCCAAAUGGACACCCCCGAAGCAUCCUGGCAUGGGGAGUCCCUUGAUGAUGGCGGAACUCAGAAACAAACUCAAAAAGCCUGUUAAGGAGUGAUACAUUUCAUUACAUCAUGAUUUUCAAAGGCAUUCUUCAUCUAUUCUUUAUUUGUCAGCUGUUGUCAUAUUCAAGCACUAUGCAGCCUGGUAAAUAUUGUAUGAAAUUAUUCUAUUGCACAAGUACGCAGCUGUAGCACAACGUUUCAUUUAUGU